AUGACAGGGACUAUAAUUAUACUCACUCAUUUAUUAAAGACUGGAAAUUCCAUCCUCAAGUCUCACACGUCACUCCCACAGCUCCAUCCAAACUACUUCUUUCUCAGCAAAGCUGUGAAGAUGGAAGUCCCUAAGCAUGUUGCUAUCAUUGGCGCUGGGCUGUCGGGCCUCAGUCUUGCCCUGGCGCUGAAAAAAGUCAACAUCCCCUGCACCGUCUACGAAGCCCGCGCCGAAUCCUACGACGUCGGCGGCGGCAUCACCCUCUCGCCCCACGCCCUGCGCAUCCUCGCAAGCUGGGCGUGUACCGGCGCGUCUACGACAAGGGCUUCCACUUCGACACGCUCUCCUUCUGCGAUGGCGACGGCCAUGUGCAGGACGUCUACUACUUUGGCUCCGAGAAGCUAUGCUGGCCGACCAGGGCGUGGAGAUCCAGUUCAACAAGCGCUUCGCCCGCAUCGUCGCCGAGUCGGCCGACGCGUCGACUUCGAAUUCGCCGACGGCUCGACGGCCUCGUCCGCCCUCCUGGUGGGCGCCGACGGCAUCCACUCGACGUCGGCGCUCGAGGGCGCGCCCGUCGAGAACAUGGGCAUCUGGGCCUUCUACGGCAUCCCCAAGCUGGACAAGUGGGCGAGCCCGGCCGAUCGCGUCAUCGUCGUGGGCGACGCCGCGCACGCCAUCCCUCCGACGGCCGGGCAGGGCGUCAACCAGGCCUUUGAGGACGUGAACAUGCUGGCGCUGCUGCUGUCGAAGCUGUCGCCGCAGGUGCCGCUGGCAGAGGCGUUGAAGUUCUGGCAGGACUACCGACAGGCGGGAAUCGACAAGGUGCUGGAGCUCACGCAGCAGAUGAACGCCAAACGCCUGCCGCCGGCGGAGCAGGCCAAGCUGCCGCCAGGCGCCAUCUGGAAAGAUGAGUCGGCGACGCGAGGCGAGGGCGGGCAGCUGCGGUGGCUGUAUGAGCCGGAUCUGGACGAGGAUGUGGCCAAGUGGAUUGCUGCGAGGGAACAUAGCUAG
Messenger RNA from Rasamsonia emersonii CBS 393.64, 1011 nucleotides. Its product is annotated as Salicylate hydroxylase. The record is from RefSeq and is a predicted model, not a curated record. NCBI's taxonomy places the organism in Eukaryota, Fungi, Ascomycota, Eurotiomycetes, Eurotiales, Trichocomaceae. The transcript is spliced from 5 exons. Gene Ontology annotation, molecular function: monooxygenase activity; FAD binding. Bases 1 to 1011 code for a protein of 336 amino acids.